UCUCAAUUUGCUUCAGUUUUUUUUUCAUCUUUGUGGUGAACUUUCUCGUCUCAACAAGAACAAUGGCUGGAAAAGGUGAGGGUCCGGCUAUCGGCAUCGACCUCGGCACAACUUACUCUUGUGUUGGAGUGUGGCAACAUGAUCGUGUUGAGAUUAUAGCCAACGAUCAGGGAAACCGAACUACGCCUUCUUAUGUUGCUUUCACUGACACUGAACGUUUGAUCGGAGAUGCGGCCAAGAACCAGGUUGCAAUGAACCCAAUCAACACCGUCUUCGAUGCGAAGCGUUUGAUUGGUAGAAGAUACAGUGAUUCCUCGGUUCAGAGUGAUAUCAAAUUAUGGCCUUUUAAGGUUAUUGCUGGUCCUGGUGACAAGCCCAUGAUCGUAGUCACUUACAAGGGUGAGGAGAAACAGUUCGCUGCGGAAGAGAUUUCAUCCAUGGUUUUGAUCAAAAUGCGUGAGAUUGCUGAGGCCUACCUCGGUUCUACAAUCAAGAAUGCCGUUGUUACCGUUCCUGCCUACUUCAACGAUUCCCAGCGUCAGGCUACCAAGGAUGCUGGAGUCAUUGCUGGUCUUAAUGUCAUGCGUAUUAUUAACGAACCUACUGCCGCUGCUAUUGCCUAUGGUCUUGACAAGAAGUCUACCAGUGUGGGUGAGAAGAAUGUGCUUAUCUUUGACCUCGGCGGUGGCACUUUCGAUGUCUCCUUACUCACCAUUGAAGAGGGUAUCUUCGAGGUGAAGGCUACUGCUGGAGACACCCAUCUUGGAGGAGAGGACUUUGACAAUAGAAUGGUGAACCAUUUCGUUCAGGAGUUCAAGAGGAAGCACAAGAAGGAUAUUAGUGGCAACCCCAGGGCUCUAAGGAGGCUGAGGACAUCAUGUGAGAGGGCAAAGAGGACUCUCUCAUCCACUGCUCAGACUACCAUUGAGAUUGAUUCCUUGUUUGAGGGUGUUGACUUCUACUCUACCAUUACCCGUGCUAGGUUCGAAGAGCUAAACAUGGAUCUCUUCAGGAAAUGCAUGGAGCCCGUGGAGAAGUGCCUUAGGGAUGCCAAAAUGGACAAAAGCAGUGUUGAUGAUGUGGUGCUCGUCGGUGGGUCGACCAGGAUUCCUAAGGUGCAGCAAUUGUUGCAGGACUUCUUCAAUGGGAAGGAACUUUGUAAGAGCAUUAACCCUGACGAGGCCGUUGCAUACGGAGCUGCUGUCCAGGCUGCAAUUUUGAGUGGUGAGGGAAACGAAAAGGUACAGGAGCUUCUGCUCUUGGACGUGACCCCUCUCUCCCUUGGUUUGGAAACUGCUGGCGGUGUCAUGACUGUUUUGAUUCCAAGAAAUACUACAAUCCCCACCAAGAAGGAACAGGUGUUCUCCACCUACUCGGACAACCAGCCUGGUGUGUUGAUUCAGGUGUACGAGGGUGAGAGAGCCAGAACCAGGGACAACAACCUGCUUGGAAAGUUUGAACUAUCUGGCAUCCCACCGGCCCCCAGAGGCGUACCCCAGAUCACAGUGUGUUUCGAUAUCGAUGCAAACGGUAUUCUUAAUGUCUCUGCCGAAGACAAAACCAGUGGACAGAAGAACAAGAUUACAAUAACCAAUGACAAAGGUAGGUUAUCCAAGGAAGAGAUAGAAAAGAUGGUUCAAGAGGCAGAGAAGUACAAAUCCGAGGACGAGGAGCACAAGAAGAAGGUCGAGUCAAAGAAUGCGUUGGAGAACUAUGCAUACAACAUGAGGAACACUCUGAAAGAUGAGAAAAUCGGAGCCAAGCUAUCCCCCGCCGACAAGAAGAAGAUUGAAGAUGCUAUUGAGCAGGCCAUCCAAUGGCUGGACAGUAACCAGCUAGCCGAGGCUGAUGAAUUUGAGGACAAGAUGAAGGAGUUGGAAAGCAUCUGCAACCCCAUUAUUGCCAAAAUGUACGGCGCUGGUGCUGAAACGGGUGGUGCCAUGGAUGAUGAUGAUGGUCCUUCAGUCGGUGGAACCGGUGCUGGCCCGAAGAUUGAAGAGGUCGAUUAAGAGAAUUUUCUUUCUUGAUGG
Telopea speciosissima is the source of this 2030-nucleotide messenger RNA. Its product is annotated as heat shock cognate 70 kDa protein. The transcript has 2 exons. Gene Ontology annotation, molecular function: ATP-dependent protein folding chaperone; ATP hydrolysis activity; heat shock protein binding. Lineage: Eukaryota; Viridiplantae; Streptophyta; Magnoliopsida; Proteales; Proteaceae. Gene Ontology annotation, biological process: protein refolding; cellular response to unfolded protein. The record is from RefSeq and is a predicted model, not a curated record. Gene Ontology annotation, cellular component: cytoplasm. Bases 63 to 2009 code for a protein of 648 amino acids.